AUGGUAAAUUCUGAUGGUGACUCUUUAAUUUCGUAUUUUGUUCAUCUAACAGCUCAACGCAAGUCCCAUGGUUUGACUCUCAGUGCAGACAUCUUAAAUAGUUCGGAAUCGAAGAAGUUUUUAGAUUAUGGUAAACAUAUAUUGCAUGAUGAUUAUGUGAAGAGUAUUGAAUUUAUUAAGCAAAUAGCUAAUGAAAGAUUUGAUAGUGAUGUAGAGAAGCGUAUAGAAGUAUGUGAGAAACUAGAGAAAAUAUUGAAAUCUGAUCAUAUAUACUCUUCACUAAUCAUUUCAUAUAUUUUGCAAUUACUUAAUGAUAAGGAUGUGGCUGUAGUAAUAUCAGCUGUUGACUUUCUACAUAGGACAAUAAAUAUUAUUAUUCCUAAUGUAUUACUUCCCUUGUCUGUGAAGCAUUCUAUCGUAUACACGGAUAUGAACAUAGAACAAAAUUGGAAGAACUCCCUAUGCACUUGCACUCACCAGCAUGUAUCAGACACUCAACUAGAUUUUGAAGGCUGUAAGUGUUGUAGUAAAGGUUGGUGGUCAUCAAAACUUUCUAUUGGAUUAUGCUUAGCAACUAACACUACUUUGAGAAACUUGAGGGAAGUCAUCAAGUGCAUAGCAAGAUAUGUUGAAACCUAUGGUAAAGAGGGUGCAAGCAAGAUUUCUUGGUACGAAGAACAUAACGAAAUGCCACAGUCGAUACAUUUCUCUUGUUUAAUUGAAUGUAAAGAUUAUAAUAAAGAAACUAGAGAUAAAAUUUACACUUUGGAAAGCAAAAACGAAGCUCAAUACAUAAAUCUAUAUAGAAAGUGUCUCAAAUUAUCAAACUUAAUUCUGCAAAUAUGCUCGCUUAGCUUGUCAGGUCACAGAAAAACCCAUGAACCAGAGAAUAAAUCAUCUGUAAUUACAGCUUCAAGAACUGGGUGGGUAUACCCUAUUAACUCUGGAAAAGUUUAUUCUUUAGAAGAAUUCCCUAUAGAAGUACUGGUUAAUAAAGAUACUUCUUGCAUUUUAGAAAGUAUUGUCAAUUUACUAUGCAAACCAAUAGAAUCAGUAUUAACUGUAGCAAAUCCUUUUAAGCAAGAACUUGGUUCAUUAAACUUGUGUCUUGGUUUUCAAUGCUUAGGUUGGCUAUGCUUUAAACGACCUCAAUUUUUAUCAAGGUUUCUUUGCAGUAUUAAACAAAGUAUAGAAAAUAUUACUAACUUUGAGAAGAAAUUAGAUGAGAAGUUGCUUGCACUACAAUAUAUUUGUCAAAAGGAACUUUUAAGAAUAUUUGCUUGUCCAAAUUUGAAAUACAUAUCAUUAUAUAUGGGGGAACUUGUUAAUUUACUUCGUCUAUUGGGUAGAACUGAAGAUUUCAACUUGUUAAGGCUUGAAGCCUAUAAUAUUUUUAACAGUUCCGAGAGCUCAAAUGAAGAUAUACGAAUGGAACUAAAAAAGAGAAUUAGUAAUAUAGGGGAUGAUAUAAAAUCUCCUGUCUUCAUACCAUUUCCUCCUGCCGAAGCUCAAAGAUCUAGAAGUAUUUCUUCACGAUAUUCAUAUAAACGGACUAGAUACAACGUUGAUCAAGGCCAUUAUGAAAUAUUACCCCAAAGUGUAAUAGAGGGAGUAAGCUGGUUAUUUGCAACCAAAAAUUAUUCAAGUAUUGUCGAUACUGUUUUAGCAAACUUCCUAAAUCCAAAAUUACCAGAUGACAUACUGGUAGAAGUAGAACAAAAUUGUCCUGGGAAGAAAAUAAACUUGGAUACUUUUAUGAAUCUUUCUAAUACUCCAUGGUCAAAUAAAUUUUCUCCAUUAGCAGAUAAUAAACUUAGUAUUGAGAACAAGUUACUAGAUAAACAAUAUAAAUUAAACUCUCAUACUAAAAAAAGUGAUUGUCAUGAAAAGGAUGACCAAAUACUCACUUUUUAUGAAUGUACUAUUACUGAUUCUAUCGAGAAGAUGACGAUGAAUUCUGAUACGAAAUAUUCUAACAACACCUUAGUUAAAGAUCUUUAUAAUAUGGUAGUUUGUCCAGAUAGCAAAUGGCUAAAAAGUAAGUCAAAUUCUAUAAAAGCAGUUAUCUUUGCUCAGAUUGCAUCCAGUUUGUUGCUAUCUCCACUUAUCUCUUUAUCUGCUGAGGGUGUAUAUGAAUCUGUAGAUCCAACUAAUAAUUCAUUGGCUAGCAGUCUCAAGUAUGGUCAACAAAUUAUAUCUGCAUGGGAACUUUUUCUUAGACGUAUUUUAGAUUCUGGUAAAGAAAAGUUUUUACCUUCCUUUGAGAGUUAUGGCAGUGAAGUUGGGUUAGCUUGGGGGCUAUUUUCGAGAAGACUCAACGAAGGUUUUAUUAGUAUCAAACAGAAAUACAAUAUUCUUAUACGACUCUCUAUGUUACAUAACAAGUUAGAAAAUUCAUUUCAAUGGAUUUUAAUUGAAACAAUAAUAUUCACUUUGUUUUCAGAAACAAAUGAUUUAUUACUCGCACUAGUACUAGUAUCAGACACCAGUUCACAUAUACAGAAUAAGUUUGAUAUAAAUAAAACUGGAGACGCUUUAAAUAUUGGCAAUGAAUAUGUCUUUGUGUUCAUGGACAAUUUACUGAAAGAAGAGCACAACGGUGAAAGAAUUCAAGAAGUUUUUGGAUUGUCUCAAAUAAUUUGCAUUGGUCUUCUUUGGUCAUAUGGUAUUGUCUGGGAAUAUAGAGUCGAAAUUUUACUGGAUAUACUGUUCCGUUUUUACUCAAAUAAGAUUUUAAAUAUUGUUGGAAAUAAUCCACUUAAUUUUACCUUGAGGAAAAUUGAUGUAUCAAAAAACUCCAUUAAUUGGAAGUGGCUGAUUACCGGAUUAUAUUGUGAGAGAGAAGAAUCUACAAAUAUUGUAUGUGGAACACAAAAUAUUAGUGAUAAUAAAAUCAGUGGAAAUGACAGGGAUGCUGGAGAUGAGUUCUAUUACAAUCAAAUUUUUGAUUUGGGAUUAAGAGUAAUUAGUUCAGCAAUAACAUCUAGUGAUCAUCCAGCUGAAAAUAUGUCAUCUUGUAUAAUACUAAGUACAUUACAUAAAUACUUUAUAGAAUGCCCAGAAGUCCCAAUAAGCUCAGUAAUUAGUUUAUAUGAUGAUUGGAUGUUAGGUGAGGCUCAAACGAAGCGGCUGUAUGCAAUUAACAUUUUAUGUGGUGUUAUAAAUCAGAAAAAUCCAGAGUCACAUUCUAAAAAAGCAGCAUAUUUUGCUUUAGUAUCAUGCUGCUAUGCUACUGAUAUCUAUAUCCGUCAAGAUGUUAUAAGAUAUGUAUCAAAUAGGUUUUCUAACCUAGAUAUGUCAUGCGAUGGUAAUAAAGUAAACUGUGAGAAAAAUAACUUGCCUGAUUUCGAAGAUUUGCCAGAAUGGCAGAGACCAUAUGUUUUGCUUAAAGAUCAUGAAACGAAGUUUAAAAGUAUAGAAUAUACUCAUAAUUACAGGAAUUCCACAAACUUAACGUAUACAGAGGAGAUAUGUUCUGCUUAUACUCCACCUCCUAGUUCUAAUUUGCUUUGUGAUUGUGUAGAAUAUUCAUAUCAGUGGUACAACUCUAAAAUAUAUGGUGAAAGAUGGAUAGAAGCAAUUGCAUUUUUAACUUUUCAAAGUUGUAUCUUAGAAGAUUCUCUUUCUGAAAAUAGGCUUAAAAUUUGUUGUAACCCUUUCAUUGAAAGAUGUGUCAAAUGUAUUUCUAAACAAACAGCUGUUUCUGCUACUUCUAAAGUCUCAGAGACAUUUAAAGAUAUGGAAUUACUGGAGAAAAAUUUGGGAGAUGUAAAGUUAGAGAUUGAUACUGAUAAUAUGGUAAAACUAGAUAAAAAUGAAGAUAAUGACUUAAAUAUUAAGGAAGAUAUUGCCAAAAUAAGGUGCAACUUAUAUAAAUAUUGUUGUAUAAAAAAACCUGUAUUGAUACACUUCCUAUUUUACUUGUCCAAUUAUGUAAACCAUUCAUCAUCAAUGUUUACAUCUGUUUUUGAGCCUCUACUAGAUGAGAUAGUAAGGUCUAUACCAGAAGUUUACCACCCCGAGUAUAUUAGAAUUGUGAAAAUAUAUGGGAGUAAAUCUAAGGAUAAUAAUUGUUAUUUAAGAUUCAUCACAUUAAUAUUAAGAAUUAUCGCUUCAAGAACUACUGAUGAAAGUCAAAUAAACAAAGAUUUACUGACUGAGCUUCAAGUAAUAUUUGAGGAAUUUGGUAACUUCUACUUGGUGAUUCCAAUGAUUGGCUUUUAUGAAAUUGAUAUAAUAAAACAAUAUUUACCCAUAUUGAUCAAUACUGGUGAUAAAAUAUUGUUAAAGCAUACAAUACAGAAUAUACUAUCUCCAGAUGGAAAACAUCUUGAAAAUUCAAGAAUUAAAUCAAAGAUCUCAUCUGAAGAUCUUUUAAGAAUGGCAGUAUCAUAUAGCUAUCCAGAAGUAAAGAAUGUCGAUGCAAGACGUGCUGUUGACAUUGUUGAUUGUUGUUUUGAACUAACUCAGAUUUCACCUCCAUUGUUUGAUUCCGAUACUAUUGCAUCUGUGUUAGGUAGAUUUGCACAGGAGGAUAUGCCAACAUUUCCUAGAACCCUUGGAAGAGCUAUGGUUUUGUCAAUAUUAUAUAUUCCAUCAAUCAAACCUUUCAUUGCUUCUUUUGUUAUAUCAUCACUUAUUAGGAGUCGUAGGGUGUGGGAUGAUACUUUAACAUGGAGAGGUAUCCGACAUUGUAUACAAAAAUUGUGGACAGAUUACAAAAAUAUACUUCUACCUAGUUUAAUACUACUACCUAGAAGUGAAUUUGAAGUUAUAUUCCAUGAAUUGCUUGAGACAAAUUCAGAUCUUCGUGUGGACUGUUUGGAUAUUAUUAAACGAUCGGUUAGUUUAUAUUCACUACCUGUCUAUAAUAAAUUAAUAUAUUGUUCAAUAAUUAAUUUUAGGGUUUAA
This is a messenger RNA of Cryptosporidium muris RN66, 4911 nucleotides long. RefSeq lists its product as uncharacterized. The record is from RefSeq and is a predicted model, not a curated record. The coding region runs from base 1 to 4911 and encodes 1636 amino acids. NCBI's taxonomy places the organism in Eukaryota, Apicomplexa, Conoidasida, Eucoccidiorida, Cryptosporidiidae. Gene Ontology annotation, cellular component: mRNA cleavage and polyadenylation specificity factor complex. The transcript is spliced from 2 exons.